Scheffersomyces amazonensis is the source of this 1662-nucleotide messenger RNA. RefSeq lists its product as uncharacterized. The coding region runs from base 122 to 1612 and encodes 496 amino acids. The transcript has a single exon. The record is from RefSeq and is a predicted model, not a curated record. Lineage: Eukaryota; Fungi; Ascomycota; Pichiomycetes; Serinales; Debaryomycetaceae. Gene Ontology annotation, biological process: amino acid transmembrane transport. Gene Ontology annotation, molecular function: L-amino acid transmembrane transporter activity.
UUUACCAGUUUCAAUAUAGAUAUAUUCCUAAAACGAAUUUAAACUAAGGUUGAUCUUCAACUUUUCAUCGACAAUUAUUUUAGUGUAGGUAUAAAAUUGUUAAAAGGUACUCCUUGCAGCCAUGUCGCAACAAUUGCUAAGUCAAGAUCUUGAAAAGGAAUCGGAUUAUGAAAAACAAGAAGAUUUAAAAACUGUCCCAUUCGAUGAUGAAUCAACUCUUGAAGGUGACCCAGAUUUGUAUUUACAAAAACAAGUAGAAUUCGAAUCUCAACAUGAUAUCAACUAUAGAAACUGUUCAUGGCAAAAGACUGCUGGAUUAUUAUUCAGUGAAUAUAUUUGUUUGGCAAUUAUGUCAUUUCCUUGGUCUUAUUCUGUGUUGGGAGUAGGCUUAGGUUUAAUUGUAACUAUUAUAGUUGCUUUAUUUGUUUUAUAUACGGGUCUUAUUGUCGCUGAUUAUUGUGCUGCAUAUCCACACUUGGUUGAUGUUUGUGAUAUUGGUCAACAUUUAUUCUGGGGUAAGAAAUGGGUUUGGUAUUUAACUGCUAUUUGUUUUGUAUUGAAUAAUUUAUUAAUUCAAGCUUUACAUGUCUUAGUUGGAGCUAAAUAUCUUAAUACCAUUACUGGUAAUACUACUAUAUGUUCUGUAGCCUUUGGUGUUGUCGCUGCUAUUAUUUGUUUCUUGAUCUCUUUACCAAGAACAUUUUCUCAUAUGUCCAUAAUUGGUUACUUCUCAGCAAUAACUAUGUUCACAGCCGUUGUUUUAGCUAUGGUUUUUGCUGGUAUACAAGAUCAUCCUUUCGGCUAUGAAAAAGAAGAAUUACCUAUAGUUUGGACUGCUUGGCCAAUUAAAGGCACUUCUUAUGUCAAUAUCAUGUCUGCUGUUUUAAACAUUGUCUACACUUUUGUUGGACAAGUUACUUACCCAUCUUUCAUUUCUCAAAUGAAAAGACCAAAAGAAUUCAAAAAGGCUCUUUGGGCAGUUACUAUCUUGGAAAUUCUUUUAUUCUCUUUAGCUGGUGUGAUUGUAUACAUUUACGUUGGUAAUAAUUAUAUCACUUCACCAGGUUUUGGAUCUUUGAGUUUGAAAUAUAAGAAGAUUGCCUUUUCUUUUGCAGUCCCAACCAUUAUUUUCUUAGGUGCAUUAUAUUCCAAUGUUUCAGCUCAAUUCUUAUUCCAACAUAUUUUUGAUAAAACUUCUAUUCACAGAAAUAGUCAUACCGUUAAAGGUUGGAUCGUUUGGGGUGGAAUAAAUGUUAUCCUUUGGGUCUUGGCUUUCGUCGUUGCAGAAGUUAUUCCUUUCUUCAGUGAUCUUUUAUCUUUGAUGUCUUCAUUAUUUGACUGUUCUUUCGGUUUCUUCUUCUGGUCCCGUGCUUUUUUCAAAUUGAAAGAAUUAUAUUAUUAUAAAUUAGAAAAUAGACAAUUGUCAACUUGGGAAAUUUUCCAAAGAUCAAAUCUUUGGAGUAAAGGUGAAAUCUUACUUAAUUUCUUAAUUGCACUCAUUGGAUUUUACAUUUUAGGUCCUGGUUUAUACGCUACUAUUCAAUCCAUUAUUUGGUCUUAUGAAGCAGAUGCUUAUGGAAAGCCUUUUUCAUGUGCUUCAAAUGGUAUAUAGUCAACUCUUUUCAAUUCUUUUCAAUUUACUUUUAUAGUAGAAUCUAGUUA